Triticum turgidum subsp. durum (durum wheat) is the source of this 318-nucleotide messenger RNA. The record is from the annotation of a GenBank genome assembly. Lineage: Eukaryota; Viridiplantae; Streptophyta; Magnoliopsida; Poales; Poaceae.
AUGGCCAAGUCACAGGCAUUGGCAGCAACAUUGUUGCUUGUCGUGGUGGUGUCCCUUGCCGCAAUAGAGAGUGUUCAUGGCGUUUGCGGCAUGUCGAAUGACGAAUUCAAGCUUUGUCAGCCUGCGGCGGCAGUGAAUAACCCGACAAAUAGUCCAUCUGCUGAGUGUUGUGCCGCGCUAGGAAAGACAAACCUAUCGUGCAUCUGCCGCUACAAAGGCAUGGCCGGCAUAUGGCUGAAAAUGUAUCAUAUUGACGCACGUCGUGCCAUGGCACUACCAGGCAAGUGCGGACUUACCAUGCCAAGCAACUGCUCUUGA